This is a messenger RNA of Pocillopora verrucosa, 1851 nucleotides long. Its product is annotated as DNA repair protein SWI5 homolog. Lineage: Eukaryota; Metazoa; Cnidaria; Anthozoa; Scleractinia; Pocilloporidae. Gene Ontology annotation, biological process: double-strand break repair via homologous recombination. The record is from RefSeq and is a predicted model, not a curated record. Gene Ontology annotation, cellular component: Swi5-Swi2 complex; Swi5-Sfr1 complex.
AAAAUGGCGGCGAGCGCGGUAAAGGAAAAUUCAGAAGAUUGUGAUUUAAACACUUUGAAAGCGAGAAAAGGAUCGCUUACUCCCGCAGAAGUAACUGAAUUGUCUUCACUGUCAUCUCAAGAACCCGAGGAAGUAAUACGAUGUUUGGAAGGCCGACAAAAUAUAUAUGGUCACCGUAACCCAGAAGCAGAGACCCAAAUUUACUCUCUGAAUACUGUAGACGGUGAUGGAGAGUGUAACUUCAAAACAAGAAAUAUCGCUAGUACUCCAACGCAGCUGACGAACACAACUCCAGGAGCAUUCAGGAAACAACCCUUUAGAAGCAGCUCUAAGUUAAGGCAACCAUUUAAGUCACCUCUUCAAAUGAGACGACAGACUACAUCUCUUGAAGAUGAAGCAUCUUUGGUUAAAGAGAUUGAAACUUUAAAAGCCAAGUUAGAGAUUCUGGACAAAGAGAUCAAAGACCUCAGUGAAGAGUACAGUGAAGAAGAGCUUCAGCAGCACAUACAGAUGCUUCAUGAGUACAAUGAAAUUAAAGAUGUGGGGCAACUUCUCCUUGGAAAAUUAGCUGAAAUAGAUGGGACAACAACAAGAGCUAAGUAUCAGGAAUUUGGACUGGAUACUGAUGACUAGUUGAAAAUCAGGUUUGUGCAGUCCCCACUCUGGAUGGAUGGUAAAAUGCCGUCCAUAGGCCCUGUGUGGCUGUGUGAACAUGGAACUUUUGUUUAUGGCAGCAUCACUUGGUACUUUGUAAACAGGAAGAUGAUGCCAUGUCUGAAACUGCUGCCUAACAUGACCUGGUAGCCGCUGCCGAGCUUUCUGGUAAUAUGACUGUUUGGUAAUGUCUGGAGCUCGCUUUGGAUUGUAUAGCAGCUUACCACGAGAUGCAAUGGUGCCUUCUCUAUGAAACAACAGUAAGGUGGCAGUGAAUCUCUAAAUUGUAUAGGUAAUUUGUAGUUAGGAUUAUUAAUUGACUAUAUAUCCUGAUAGUUACAGAGCAAACAGUGAAGUUAGUUUUUAAAAUACUGUACAUAAAGGUCUGUUUAAAAUUUAUUUGCACGCAGCCUUACCUAGCCAGUGCUUCAAGAGCUUCCUCAAUUCUUCCUCCAUCAUAGUUGCCCUCUGUGUGGUCAUGAUUUAUUUUAAGGCCCAGUGAGUCCAUCUUGUCUGCCUUAACUCCAGACAAAGUACUGAAGAAUUUCAAGGCCAGUUCACGUUCUGUCAAUCAAAUAAAAAACCCACUCAAUCUAUCUGCACGAAAGUUCAUAUUUUCAUGCUCUGCAGAUUGUUUGGUGCAGAAGCUGGUUUAUGAGAAACAAACUGUUGACUGAGACAUUUUGCACUAUUUUUUUGGCACAAAGUGUUCUCUUGUUUGCACUAAGGUCAAAACAAAAUGUGAUAAAGCCUUAGUGAAACACUAAGGAAAAGUAUGAAUUAAAAUGUAUCUCACAAUACAUGUAAAUCAUAUAUUGACCACAAUGGUUGAGAUGAAAAGUGAUGAGUUUAUCUGCAAAGAGUAUCUGCAAUUAAAGUCACAACAGAAAAAGACGUAUAAAAAAUUCUGAGAUUUUUCAAGGCGGUGAAAAAUACAAAGCGUGCUAUGCCUCAGUUUUUAAUUUGUCUAAGAUUAUCUUUAUAAAGUAAUUGCAUGCAUUUUCUCAUUCAAAUAAACCUUUGUCAGUGGCUGUUUUCAACCAUUUAUCCACUGCCUCCAGUGACUGGGGAUGAAUUGUCUUCUUGAUUGACUGCAAAGAAAGCAAUAUGGUUAAAAACAUAAAAAAAAGUAAAACAAGGAGCCAGGAAACAUCAGCAAUAUACAAAUAAUUAAGCUAAUGCACAAGAAAUAUAAUA